CAAGCUGGACUCACUGCUGUGGAGGUAAACAUGGCGGGCCUCGGACCUUUAGCACGAAUCGCUCGACUGGGCUCCAACCUGUGCAGGAACCACCGAUUGAUAUUCAACAAAAGCUCCCAGCGAAGAGGAAUCGCUUCAUGUAUCGACCCUGCUCAAGGUCUCACAGAUGAACAGAAGGAGUUUCAAAAAGUGGCUUUUGACUUCGCAGCCAAUGAAAUGGCUCCUCACAUGGCAGAAUGGGACCAAAAGGAAAUCUUUCCAGUGGAGACGAUGCGGAAAGCAGCCCAGCUGGGCUUCGGUGGCAUCUACGUCCAGCCAGAUGUGGGCGGAUCCGGUCUGUCCCGGCUGGACACGUCCAUCAUCUUUGAAGCCUUGUCCACAGGAUGUGUGAGCACCACAGCCUACAUCAGCAUCCACAACAUGUGCGCCUGGAUGAUAGACACGUUUGGAAACGAUGAGCAGAGGGAAAAGUUCUGUCCUGAUCUUUGCUCGAUGGAGAAGUUUGCCUCCUAUUGCCUCACUGAACCAGGCAGUGGCAGCGAUGCAGCGUCUCUUCUGACCAGCGCUCAGCGGAAAGGCGACCACUACAUCCUGAACGGCUCAAAGGCGUUCAUCAGUGGAGGAGGGGACACAGAUGUGUAUGUUGUGAUGUGCAGAACAGGAGGGAAAGGACCUAAAGGCAUCUCCUGUCUGGUGGUGGAGAAAGGAACGCCGGGCCUCAGCUUUGGCAAAAAGGAGAAGAAGGUAGGCUGGAACUCUCAGCCGACCAGGGCGGUGAUAUUUGAGGACUGCGCCGUCCCGGUGAGCAACCGGCUGGGAGAGGAAGGACAAGGCUUCGGCAUCGCCAUGAGAGGCCUGAACGGAGGCAGGAUCAACAUCGCCUCCUGCUCCCUCGGGGCGGCGCACGCCUCCGUGCAGCUCGCCCGGGACCACCUGCUGGUGCGGAAGCAGUUUGGGGAGACGCUCUCCAACAACCAGUUCCUCCAGUUCAAGCUGGCAGAAAUGGCCACCAAGCUGGUUGCUUCUCGUCUGCUGGUGCGCGAAGCCGCGACGGCGUUGCAGGAGGGCCGUCCGGACGCCGUGUCCCUCUGCUCCAUGGCCAAACUCUUUGUAACCGACGAGUGCUUCGACAUCUGCAACCAGGCUCUGCAGAUGCACGGCGGCUACGGCUACCUGAAGGACUACGCCGUGCAGCAGUUUGUGAGGGACAUCAGAGUCCAUCAGAUUCUAGAAGGAACCAACGAGGUGAUGAGGAUGAUCAUUUCCAGAAAUCUGCUCACAGAAUCAUGAUGAACUUUUUUUCCUCCAGAUCCUUUUCCCGAUCAUGUUGUUAUGAUCUUCAUAUCUUUGAUACUUUAUCACCCUCCAUGAGUUGAUCUUCCUUCUAAGGGAAACUUUAGGCACACUAGUCAGUCACACACAUUUUCUAGUGACAUAUCUGAUCUUUCAGUGUUCUGAGGCCUUAAUUCCAGCUCAUAGUGAGGCGUCUGAUGUUCAGGUACAAAACACACCGUACGGCAAUUUUAAUAGAAAAUGCUUUGAAUUAGGAAUGUCUUUGUAAGCACAGUAUCAUAAAAUGUGAAAUCAUAGAGAGUGACAUGAUGAAAAGGACAUGGGUUUGUUUUAAAAGACAUAGUAUUUUCUCUGGGUAAACCUGCAAUAGAAAUAUAGAAUGGAGUUGGGUUUUCUUUGAACUGUGGCUCCUGUGAAGCUGCUUUUCUCAACAUAUGGUUUCUUUUCUAACAAGCUGCUCAUUUACAGUUAAACUGAUAUUCUGUUCCGGGGUUUUUCACUGCUUGUUCAGUUUACUCUUCAAAGGGUUAAUUUAAUUUUACAUUUUUUUCAUCUAACACUCCCUUAUGCUAAAAAUGUUUCUUUUUUUUUUCACUAUUGGCCUUUACUGCGUAACCUGCAGCACUCAGUUCUUGUAAUUUCACCCCUGCCUCACUAUCUUGCUGGUAGCGUUAUUUCGAUCAGACUACCUCAAACAGACACUCAGACCAUAUCUGAGCUUUUCUACAGGGCUGUGUUUCUCGUGUCGUAGCUUCAGAGUCUUUAGUGGUCCUGCUUUUCAUUUUCUUACAUAAAACACACAAGUAAUGCAUUUUAAAUAGUGGAUUGCAGGAAAACCCGGCAACAAGCCCUGCAGCGCAAGCUAAUGGCUGAGAACCCAAAUAAAUAAAUGCAUACAUACAUCAAUAAUCCAGUGGGUUUGGAAAAACACCAUAUAUCCCCUUUAACUCGACUGUGGUUGUUGUAAAUCACAUGCAGGCUCGGCGUCUCUGUCCAGGAAGUGGCCUUUUAGUUUCUUUCUAUGAUUUGGUUCCUGCUUUGUUACUGUACUUGACCCCGUUUCGUUUUGUUCUGUAGUCUGCCUCGAUGUUAGAAACGUGUGUUGUGGAUUACUUGAUCUGUUACUUUACAGGAUGCACUCCAAAUAAAUUUAUAAGUGAAAAUA
This is a messenger RNA of Salarias fasciatus (jewelled blenny), 2458 nucleotides long. It is a transcript of the gene acad8, whose product is annotated as acyl-CoA dehydrogenase family, member 8. Gene Ontology annotation, molecular function: acyl-CoA dehydrogenase activity; flavin adenine dinucleotide binding. The record is from RefSeq and is a predicted model, not a curated record. Lineage: Eukaryota; Metazoa; Chordata; Actinopteri; Blenniiformes; Blenniidae. Bases 31 to 1290 code for a protein of 419 amino acids. Gene Ontology annotation, cellular component: mitochondrion. The transcript is spliced from 13 exons. Gene Ontology annotation, biological process: lipid metabolic process.